This is a messenger RNA of Stegostoma tigrinum, 8050 nucleotides long. RefSeq names its product otoferlin a (gene otofa). The transcript is spliced from 47 exons. Gene Ontology annotation, cellular component: presynaptic active zone membrane; synaptic vesicle membrane. The coding region runs from base 354 to 6467 and encodes 2037 amino acids. Gene Ontology annotation, biological process: plasma membrane organization; synaptic vesicle priming. Lineage: Eukaryota; Metazoa; Chordata; Chondrichthyes; Orectolobiformes; Stegostomatidae. The record is from RefSeq and is a predicted model, not a curated record. Gene Ontology annotation, molecular function: calcium ion binding; AP-2 adaptor complex binding.
UGCAACCAGCAGGCUGUUCCUCAUCGAUGUGUAUGUGUGUAGGAACUAGGUGCGAGCAGAGCCGGGGUUCACGUGGAAAAUGCAUCUGCUGCAGUUUGAAAUGUAAGCUACCGCAGCCAACAGCUGGAUGAACACAAGUGGCGCCGAUUGAAUGACAGUAAACAUGAUCGUGGAGUGGUUUCAAUAAACAAUGUCUGUCAGCGAUCCGCGAAAGGCGCUUUGUUAAUGAAACUUGUGAAUUAUUGAGAGAGUAGUGAGCGGCACACGGGAUAAACUGCAGUGUGUUGGACUGAGGGGGGCUGGAAGCGGCGUGGCUUCCCCCAGCUCCAGCUUUCCCCACUCACUCCGAGAGCAUGGCUCUGUUGGUCCACCUGAAAACCGUCACCGACCUCCGAGGGAAAGGAGACAGGAUCGCCAAAGUAGCUUUCCGAGGGCUCUCAUUUUAUACAAGAGUUAUAGAAAACUGUGAAGAUGAAGCACCAUUUGAUGAGACUUUCCGAUGGCCUAUUGCCAGUAACAUCGAUGGAAAUGAGAUGUUGGAGAUCCAAGUUUACAACUACAGCAAAGUCUUUACAAAUAGAUUAAUUGGGACUUUCGCAAUGGUAUUACAGAAGGUAGUGGAGGAAGGACAGCUUGAAAUAUCAGACACUUUAAUAGAUGACAACAACAGCUCAAUCAAGACCUGUGUCUCCAUUGAGAUAAAAUACCAGGCUAUGGAUGGGACUGUUGGAGCCUGGAAUGACAGUGAAUUCUUAGAAAAUCCGAACCAAAAAGCAGCGCAUGAGGCAACCUUUCAAUUUGAGACCGACAGUUUACUCUCCGGCAGUGGCCAGAGUCAGGGAUCAGGAACUUCUCCAGGUCGAUCCCACCAAUGUCUCUUAGGAGAAAGGAAAAACGCAGGAAAAGACAUUACCAAACCUAAGGAUGACAAGGGGAAAAAAGAAAGCAAAGAAAAAACAAGUGGAAAAGGAGUCUUCUCAGGAAUGAAACUUGGAAAGGCACGUCAUGCUAAAGAUGAUCAUAAGAAGAGUCAUGGAGAUGAACCUGCAGUCCUGGAAACAGAAGACCUGGAUAGAAAAGCCAUGCGGCUUGGUGGGGGUUUGGAUCCUGACACCAUCUCACUGGCUUCUGUCACUGCCGUCACCACCAAUGUCUCAAACAAAAGGUCAAAACCUGAUAUCAAAAUGGAACCCAGUGCAGGUAGACCCCAGGACUACCAAGUGAGUAUCACAAUCAUUGAAGCAAGACAGCUCGUGGGAUUGAACAUGGACCCAGUUGUAUGUGUUGAAAUCGGGGAUGAGAAGAAAUAUACAAGUAUGAAGGAAUCAACAAACUGCCCCUAUUACAAUGAGUACUUCGUCUUUGACUUUCAUGUAUCUCCAGAUGUCAUGUUUGAUAAAAUAGUCAAGCUCUCGGUAAUUCAUUCCAAAAACCUCCUGCGUAGCGGGACGUUGGUGGGCAUGUUCAAGCUCGAUAUAGGAACUAUCUAUUCACAGCCAGAACAUCAAUUCUACCACAGAUGGGCCAUACUGUGUGAUCCUGGGGACAUCACUACUGGGGUGAAAGGCUACUUAAAGUGUGACAUCGCUGUCGUUGGGAAGGGCGAUAAUAUCAAGACACCACACAAGUCUAAUGAGACUGAUGAAGACGACAUCGAAGGGAACUUAUUGCUCCCUGAAGGGGUACCCUCAGAGAGGCAGUGGGCAAGGUAUUAUGUCAAGGUCUACAGAGCAGAGGGACUUCCGAAGAUGAACACCAGCAUAAUGGCUAAUAUGAAGAAGGCAUUCAUUGGAGAAAACAAAGAUUUAGUCGAUCCCUAUGUUCAAGUAUCAUUUGCAGGACAAAAGGGAAAAACCAGUGUCCAAAAAAGCACAUAUGAACCAACAUGGAAUGAGCAAGUUAUAUUUACUGAAAUGUUCCCACCUCUCUGCACACGAAUAAAAAUCCAGAUCCGAGAUUCCGACAAAGUGAAUGAAGUUGCUAUAGGAACACAUUUUGUUGAUCUGAGAAAGAUUUCAAAUGAUGGUGACAAAGGGUUUCUGCCCACCUUUGGUCCUUCCUGGGUGAACAUGUAUGGGUCCACGCGUAACUACACCUUGAUGGAUGAACAUCAGGAUUUAAACGAGGGUCUCGGUGAAGGGGUAUCGUUUAGAGCCCGAUUACUCAUUAGCAUUGGUAUGGAAGUCUUAGACACAGCCUCAACAGAAAUAAUGAGCUCCACCGACGUUCAAGUGGAGUCAAUACAACAGAUAUCAGAUCUUGCAACAGGGAAAUUAGAAGAGUUCUUUCUCUUUGGAGCCUUCCUGGAAUCAACAAUGCUUGACAGAAGAAUUGGAGAUAAACCAGUCAAUUUUGAAGUUACAAUUGGUAACUACGGAAACCAAAUUGAUGGAAUAAGCAAGCCAGCUGCUCGCAAGAAAAAAGGGGGAGGGGACACUGAUGAGGAGGAGUCAGAACUUCUUCAGAACUCGAGUGAAGAUGAAGUCGAUGAUGAUGGAGACCUGGAGCCUGUGUCCUGCACUCCACCGAUGAAACCCGUUAUUACUGACAGAAACUACUUCCACUUGCCAUACUUUGAAAAGAAACCAUGCACCUACAUCAAAAGCUGGUGGCAAGACCAGCGAAGGCGCCUCUACAAUGCAAAUAUUAUGGACAAGAUCGCAGACAAGCUGGAGGAGGGCCUCAAUGAUGUUCAGGAGAUCCUGAAGACAGAGAAACCCCACCCAGAGCGUCGGCUCCGAGGUGUCCUGGAGGAAUUGAGCACUGGUUGCAGCCGUUUUGUGUCACUGGCAAACAAGGAUCAGAGCGCAGCAGGGAGGACAAAACUGGAUAGGGAGAGGCUUAAAUCCUGCAUAAGAGAAAUGGAGAACAUGGCACAGCAAGCGAAGACGAUGAGAACACAGGUAAAGAAGAACACACUAAAGGACAAACUUAAACAGGUCCACGUGUUUCUUCAUAAACUCCGCUUUAUGGCUGAUGAGCCUCAGCACAGCAUCCCUGAAAUAUUCAUCUGGAUGAUGAGCAACAACAAACGGAUUGCAUAUGCUCGAAUUCCAUCCAAGGAUAUUCUUUAUUCCAUAGUAGAUGAGGAAACAGGCAAAGAUUGUGGCAAAGUUAAGACCGUGUUUCUCAAGCUUCCAGGAAAGCGAGGCUUUGGGACUGCAGGUUGGACUGUUCAAGCUAAAAUCGAGGUUUACUUUUGGCUGGGAUUAAAUAAGCAGCGGAAGGAUUUCCUGAGUGGCCUGCCCAGUGGAUACGAAGAGAACAAAGCGGUCAAGCUCCAAGGAUUGCAGACCUUCCCUCCUAUAAGCCUGACCUAUACCAAGAAGCAGCUCUUCCAGCUCCGAGUUCACAUGUACCAAGCACGAAGCCUGUGUGCUGCCGACAGCAGUGGCCUGUCAGAUCCUUUUGCACGUGUCUUCUUCUCUACACAGAGCCAAUGCACUGAGGUUUUGCAGGAGACUCUAUGCCCAACAUGGGACCAGUUGCUGGUGUUUGAUAAUGUUGAGCUAUAUGGUGAAGCACAGGAACUUAGAGAUGACCCUCCCAUUGUUGUCAUUGAAAUUUAUGACCAGGAUACUGUGGGGAAAGCGGAGUACAUUGGUCGAACGUUUUCAAAGCCUGUGGUGAAGAUGGCAGAGGAGGAAUACUGUCCUCCUCGCUUCCCUCCACAACUGGAGUAUUAUCAGAUCUACCGGGGCAAUUCCACUGCUGGAGAUUUGCUGGCUGCCUUUGAACUCCUGCAGAUUCCUCCCUUGGGAAAACACAAUCUGCCACCAAUUGAUGGUCCAACAGACUCUGACCGUGGUCCAAUUCUCCCUGUUCCGAAGGGUAUCCGGCCUGUGCUGAGCAGGUACAGGAUUGAGAUUCUGUUUUGGGGUCUGAGGGAUCUGAAGCGUGUGAAUCUAGCACAGGUUGACCGGCCAAGAGUUGAUAUUGAAUGCGCUGGGAAAGGUGUUCAAUCUGCAGUUAUUCAGAACUACAAGAAAAAUCCAAAUUUCAGUAUUUUGGUCAAGUAUUUUGAAGUGGAUCUGCCAGAAAAUGAACUUCUUCACCCUCCUCUUAAUAUCCGUGUGGUAGACUGCCGUGCGUUCGGCAGGUACACUCUGGUUGGCUCACAUGCUGUUGGUUCCUUGAGAAAGUUCAUCUACCGACCACCAGAUAACAAAGUUCAGAACUGGGUGAAUGCAGCGAAACUAAUGCAUGGAUACCAGGCAUUGGCAAACGGAGGUCCGCUCUUUCACCCUGCAGGAGAUAUCAACAUUAACAUGGAAACAGAGGUCCCAGUGAAGAAAAUGGAGACUGUUGUCAAGCUGGAUGCGAACUCCGAUGCUGUUGUUAAGGUUGAUGCGAACGAGGAUGAGAAAUCAAAAAAGAAGAAAAAAAAGAAGGGGGAGGAAAUCGAAGAGGAGGAGCCCGAUGAAAGCAUGCUGGACUGGUGGUCGAAAUAUUUUGCCUCCAUCGAGACACUCAUGGAGCGUAUCCGACAGCAGGAAGCAGCUGCAGCUGAGGCAGAGGAGAAGGAGGACAUGGAAAUAGCAGCGGAGGGUAAAUUAGAUCUCAAAAUUGAUGACUCUCCUAUGAAAGGCACAAAACAGUCCAAGAGUAAAGACAAGACCAAAGCACAGGAGAAAGAGAAGAAGAAGAAACAGCUUGAGAUGGUUGAAAAGAAGGAUAAGGUGAAAAUUGAUGAAUUACAGGUUUAUGACAAGGAAUUAGAGACAGAGUUUGGAAACUUUGAAGACUGGCUCCACACUUUUAAUCUUUACCGAGGCAAAAUUGGAGAUGAUGAUGACAGCUGCACAGAUGAAGAAAGAAUUGUUGGGAGAUUUAAAGGCUCCAUCUGUGUGUACAAAGUACCUCUACCAGAAGAUAUUGCUCGAGAAGCAGGGUAUGAACCCACGUUUGGGAUGUUCCAGGGAAUUCCAAACAAUGACCUUGUCAAUGUUUUAGUCAGAGUGUAUGUCGUAAGGGCCACAGACUUACAUCCAGCUGACAUCAAUGGUAAAGCAGAUCCAUACAUUGUCAUUAAGCUCGGCAAGACUGAAAUCAGAGACAAGGAGAACUAUAUUUCCAAGCAACUCAAUCCUGUUUUUGGAAAGUCUUUUGAUAUUGAAGCCACAUUCCCGAUGGAGUCUAUGCUGACUGUGUCAAUAUAUGACUGGGAUUUAGUGGGUACAGAUGAUCUAAUCGGAGAAACCAAACUAGACUUGGAAAAUCGCUACUACAGCAAACACAGAGCAACAUGUGGCAUUGCACAGCAAUAUUCUGUUCAUGGAUACAAUAUGUGGAGAGAUCCUGUGAAACCAACACAACUGCUGACCAAACUCUGCAAAGAAAACAAAAUAGACGGACCUCAUUUCGGACCAGGAGGAAGAGUGAAGGUUGCUAACAGAGUCUUUACAGGACCAACAGAGAUUGAGGAUGAACAUGGUGUAAAGAAAGAGACCGAUGAACACUUGUCCCUCAUUGUUCUACACCACUGGGAGGAGAUGCCACGAGUUGGCUGCAAGUUGGUCCCUGAACAUGUGGAAACCAGACCUCUGCUAAACCCUGAGAAACCAGGCAUUGAGCAGGGUCGCAUUGAAAUGUUCGUUGACAUGUUUCCAAAGGACAUGCCUGCACCAGGCGCGCCAAUUGACAUAUCACCACGGAAACCAAAGAAAUAUGAGCUUAGAGUGAUAGUUUGGAAUACUGAUGAGGUUAUCUUGGAAGAUGAUGAUUACUUCACUGGAGAGAAAUCUAGUGACAUUUUUGUCAGGGGCUGGCUGAAAGGACAACAGGAGGACAAGCAAGACACUGAUGUACACUAUCAUUCAUUGACUGGAGAAGGCAAUUUCAACUGGAGGUUUAUCUUCCCCUUUGAUUAUUUGAUGGCUGAGGAGAAGAUUGUCAUCUCUAAGAAGGAAUCCAUGUUUUCCUGGGAUGAGACAGAGUACAAGAUCCCAGCUCGCCUGACUCUGCAAGUGUGGGAUGCUGACCAUUUCUCAGCAGAUGACUUCCUUGGUGCGAUUGAAUUGGACCUGAACCGAUUUACACGUGGAGCAAAAACAGCUAAACUCUGCACCAUUGAAAUGGCGACAGAUGAAUCGGCUUUCCCUACUGUUUCCAUUUUCAAACAGAAGAGGGUGAAGGGCUGGUGGCCAUUUGUGGCCAGAAAUGAAAAUGAUGAAAUGGAGCUUACAGGUAAGGUGGAGGCUGAGUUACACUUACUGACAGCAGAAGAAGCUGAGAAGAGCCCUGCAGGACUGGCUCGUAAUGAACCAGAGCCGCUGGAGAAACCAAAUCGGCCAGACACCUCUUUUAUUUGGUUCCUCAAUCCACUCAAAUCCAUCAAAUACCUCGUCUGCAACAGAUAUAAGUGGCUCAUUGUGAAGAUUGUGCUGGCUUUGUUACUGUUGAUUAUGAUAGGCCUUUUCCUUUACAGCAUGCCCGGUUACAUGGUAAAGAAAUUACUUGGUGCAUGAAUCAUCAGCAUCGUCAUGUAUUCACUGCAACUAACAGCUAAUAUUUUUAGUAAAACAUUGUUUUGUGUGUCUGAAUUAACAUAUACGAGAAAGGAGGCGGAAACAUGACAGUGGCUGGGGGAUCACAUUGAAAACUUCUCUGUUCCAUUUUAACAAUGCAUUAUUUUGCAUCAUUAUUUUGGCGUGUGUGUGCAGUUCUCCAGAAUUACUGUUUGAACUGUUGUCUUUUUUCUUGCUCUCAUUAUCACAGAAACUUUGUUUGAAAAGUUAUAAGUUUUGGAAUUUAUAACGUGAGAAUUUGUAACUCUUAUCAUUUGUGUUGUGUAAUUUUCUCACUUUUUUUUCACUCAUAUUAAAAAGUAACUUGUUUGACCAGUUUAUCCUGGUGUCUCACCUAAUGCAUGUUGCCUAGCUUCUGCUUUGGAGAAACUAAGAAUCUUAGAUCACUGGAUUCCUGGCUUAACUAUUUCUUUUACUCACAGUGGCCUUGAUAAUCUUCAGCAUACCCCAACAAACACAUGAAAAAAUGUUCAAUACUGCAAUGUGAUUUUAUGAAAUAAGCUCGUCAAAAAUUAAUCUUGCUUUAGAAUACCUUUCUUGGGGAGGACAAACAACUGGUGUCAACAAGGGACUAACUUAAUCAAUGUCAUGAUUAUAACGAACACAUAGAUACUGGAUUCAUCCUAGAAACCCUACAGUGUGGAAACAGGCCAUUCGAGCCAAAAGUCCACACUGACCCAUCGAGCAUCCCACCCACAUCCACCCCCCCCCCCCCUUUUACCACACCUAAUUUACACAUCCCUGAACACUACGGGCAAUUCAGCAUGGCCAAUCCACUAGCCUGUACAUCUUUGGACUGUGGGAGCAAACCCGAGCACCUGGAGGAAACCCACGCAGACACGGGGAGAAUGUGCAAACUUCACACAGUCACCAGAGGGUGGAACUGACCCGGGUCCCUGGUGCUGUGAGGCAGCAGUGCUAACCACUGAGACACCGUACUGCCCUUCUCUAGGUAUGGGUGCAUAAAAUUUUAAGAACAUACAGGGUGACCUGUUGAAAACAAGUUUCACGAACAGCCCACUGUCAGUAGGCAAAGUAAUUUGCUUGGAAAUUCCAUGGCUUUUAUGUAAAAUUUUAUUUUAACAACAAAUUCCAUUAUAUGGUGCAAAUGAAGACAUUUGAGAGAUUUGUUGUAGCAUUUUUGAACAGCGAUGAACGUAUAUGUCCAAGGUCACAUAUAGAAAAACCUUUUAUCUUUCUAUCAGACCACUGAGUAUUAAUAUAAUUUUCAAAACUAAUAGAUAAAGUAAAGUAGCACUUUACAAGGCAUGAUUGCACUGUGGAAAAUAGCAUACAAAAUGCCUACAGAACAAUGUUCUAUGUAUCUGCUUUGUAAUUGGUGAUUGUCUCCCUUUAUAAUACAUUUCUCAUUGUGUACAUCCAUGAAAAUAUGAAAAUACGAUUGUUUGUUCACAAAAGCCUGUCAUGUUCUAUUUUGUUUUUGUGUAAUUAACUUCUGGAUCCUGAUGUGAAAACAAUCCAAAGAAAUGUACUAUUAAAAUUUGAAAUAAAGUACCAAAAAA